AUGUCGGUGAGCGCGACAAUGGGGGUGAUGAAACCCCUGCUCGGCAAGCUUGCCGCUCUGGCCGGCGAGGAGUACAAGAAGCUCAAAGGAGUGAAGAACCAGGCGUGCUUCCUCGAGAAGGAGCUCAGCGCUAUGAACGCCGCCCUUGAGACGAUGGAGCUUAUGGACGAGCUCGACGCGGUGGCCAAGGACUGGAGAGACCAGGUCAGGGAGAUGUCUUACGACAUUGAAAACUGCAUCGACGACUUCGAGCGCCAGUUCAGAGCUGGUCAUGCCAAGCUAGGCUUCAUCAAGAAGACUGCUCGACGUCUCAAAAUGUUGGGACAGUAUCAUCGGAUUGCUGACCGGAUGGAAAAGCUCAAGGUUCUUGCACUAGAGGCUAAUGAUCGACGCAUCAGGUACAAUAUCGACGAACGCAAGCCUAAUUACAAUGAUAUUGAUCCUCGAUUGUCGGCGAUAUACGUGGAGACAUCUGGCCUUGUGGGUACUGAUGGCCCUAGGGAGGAUAUUGUCAGUUUGUUGACAGAUACCGAAGAGAAGCUUAAGGUGGUAUCCAUUGUGGGAUUUGGAGGACUGGGUAAAACUACACUUGCCAAACAGGUGUACAAUGAGAUCCAAUGGCAGUUCGAUUGUACAACAAUUGUUACCGUAUCUCAAAGGCAUAAUAUGAUAAAGCUUCUCCAUCGUAUACAACUAAAACUUCGGAUGGAUGUGUCUUCUCAGGGCUGUGAGGUGGAAGACAUAAUUGACGACCUUAGAAAAUAUCUCACAAACAAGAGAUCUUCCUUCGAAGCGGAUGAGAGAAAGCGAAAGGCUAGCUGCAAACAUGUUUGA
Triticum turgidum subsp. durum (durum wheat) is the source of this 834-nucleotide messenger RNA. Lineage: Eukaryota; Viridiplantae; Streptophyta; Magnoliopsida; Poales; Poaceae. The record is from the annotation of a GenBank genome assembly.